Molecule: messenger RNA, 939 nt
Organism: Didymosphaeria variabile
Lineage: Eukaryota; Fungi; Ascomycota; Dothideomycetes; Pleosporales; Didymosphaeriaceae
Exons: 2
Coding region: 1-939 (312 amino acids)
Molecular function (GO): hydrolase activity, acting on ester bonds
Source: RefSeq, a predicted model, not a curated record
AUGUCGGCGCUCGGUAAUUGGACGUUCACGGCGCUCGUCACGUCGUUCCCGUCGACGGUGCUCCCGAACUUGGGCUUCUGGAAUGCUUCCAACGGCACGUGGGAAUAUCAAAUUGAAGUCGCUUGGCCUUUGAACUGGACUUCGCGAGAGGACACUGCCAUCGUUGAGACAUUGUACGUCCUCGAUGGAAACGCGCAAGGAAACGUUGCCGCACAGGCAGUCCGCAACCGCAAAGCCGUUGAAUUCGCGCAGCCCGACACCAUCGUAGUCAGCUUAGGAUACCCCGAUCUCAUCCCAGAUUCACCAUACAGCGAAGGCCGAUACUACGACUACCAGCCACCAGUCUGCGCGACUUGCCCUGCACCUGAACAACCUGGCGUUCCUUCUAACGCGGACAACUUCCUCGCCUGGAUUGAUGAAAUCCUCAAGCCCUGGGUCCAGAACGAGCUCUUCCCUAACACCGAGUUCUCCCGCGAUGCGCUGCACGGGCACUCCUUCGCCGGACUCUUCGCGACCUACGCUCUCAUCGCUCGCCCGGAACUCUUCGACACUUUCCUGAUUGCCUCACCUGCGCUAUACUGGAACGACAACUACAUCUUCAGCCAACUCGGCCCACUCAAGAAGCCCGCAGGAGCCAACGGCACCAAGCCCGCUGUGGCACUGAGCUACGGCGGCCGGGAGCAGAAUCCUGUUAAGAGACGUGUGGAGACGGAAGAGGAGUUCGAGACCAGGAAGUCGUUCCUUGCGUUCUCUAACAUGACGACUAACGUUAACGCGUUGUACAAUGAGAUCAAGAAUAGCACGCAGUUGAGGGAUGUCGAGCUGCACGAGUAUCCGUUUAGUGAUCACGCUGCUGUGGGGAUUGUGUCGAUUGCCGAUGGGCUUGACUACUUCUUUGAUUGGGCGCCGAGGAUUGCGUUCUUGAACAUUACGGUGUAG